This is a messenger RNA of Aspergillus puulaauensis, 966 nucleotides long. RefSeq lists its product as uncharacterized. The coding region runs from base 1 to 966 and encodes 321 amino acids. The transcript has a single exon. The record is from RefSeq and is a predicted model, not a curated record. Lineage: Eukaryota; Fungi; Ascomycota; Eurotiomycetes; Eurotiales; Aspergillaceae.
AUGGCCCAUACAACUUCCUUUUCGGGAAAUCCCAUCGCUCCUUCCCAUCCAAGAGGAGGAACUACCGCCAUCAUCAAUCUGUACCGGCACCAUGUAGAUCUAUUCCUGGUCCUAUUUCUGUUUGUAGGGCCUGUCCAAUAUAUACGUAGAGUCUCGACAGCAUUCUCUACGAUGCUCCGAUCAAACCCCACCCGUGUCGCUCUCACCGAGGACGACCUCUGCUACCACAUCGACAGCAUCUUCUCUCGGAACGAUCAGCUCACUAAGUUGCACCGGCAGCGCACCGGCUCUGAUAACAGCUACGAUGGGGACGACGACGAAGAUGGUCUCUUCUUGGACUCGGACGCCUUUUCUCAGUCAGAGACUCUUUUCGAGUCGGAGUGCGACGAAACCCAGCAACGGAUGACGGCAGAGGGAAGUCCACAGGAGGCCUUGGACCAAAUACACACCAGAGCGAGCGUUUCCUCACUUCGUCGCGGUCCAGUUUCCGUGCGUUUCGCUUCAACUGAGUCUUCGCCGUUGAGCCCAGGCGCUGACAGUGACCCUCAACUGUCUCAAGUCAUUGUCAGAAACCGAAGACCGCUGGAUGACCCAGGAAUGUGUUCCAUACAGUCUGUAUCAGACCCUCAUUCCCUUCCUUUACCCCUCCAAUUGGCGCUGCUUUCGAGCACAGACUGGAACAGAGUGAGGGGUGGCUUUACUUCGCAAUACAACGACCGCGAACCCCGCGUGCCCAGCCCAAGGCUGUCUCGGCCUGUUGAAGUUGUAUUGGAUGCCAAUAUUGCGAGACUCUUCUCGUCGAUAACUGCUCUUCCCGUCAGAAUUUUUGGGCGACAAAGUGAUGUAGGGCUGUUUGGUAGCGGCACAAUGAUCCCUCGGCCACAGUCUAUUGAUUGUACUAACACAACACUCUCACCUAGAGAACCCCCGCAAAACUCACCUGUAUUCCAACAGGCUGUUCCAUGA